AUGGCUUUUCCUGGUGGUAACAUUCUGCCUUUUGGCAACGAGUUUCAAUUGCAGCCUAUGCACUAUGCUGGCGUAGCUGUUGCUCUCCUUGGCGGAGCUUGCCUCUUCUCCCUCGGCAAACCUACUGUCGACGGCAAGGAUGAGUCCUCUCCUGGACUUCUCAAGUCCUUUUUCCUCUUCUUUUACUCUUCCUUUCUCAAGCCUCACCAGGGUGGAUCUAAGGCUUCCCAGCAAGACGCCCUCGAGAGCUUUUAUAAGAAACAGGCCGGGGCCUACGACACCACCCGCGGCAUCCUUCUCCGCGGUCGCGAGGAUAUGCUCGCACUGGUUGUCGCUCAGCUCAAGGCCAAAUUUCAGUCCCCCCAGGAUGCUGGGAAGAGUAAACGCGAAAAGAGAAUCUGGGUCGACAUUGGCGGCGGCACUGGCUGGAACAUUGAAGCCAUGAGCGAGCACGUCAAUGUCCCCGAGUUCUUCUCCAGCGUCUAUCUCGUCGACUUCUCUCCUUCUCUCUGCGAAGUCGCCCGAAAGCGUUUUGAGCGCCUCGGUUGGAAGAACGUCACUGUUGUUUGCCAAGACGCACGCAAGUUUCGCCUGGAAGAUUACGAGGACGGGAUGCCUGUCGCUCAGAGCCUACUUCGUUCUCCUGCGCUCAGCUACUUCAAGCAGCAGCGCCCCGAGCACGGCGGUGCUGAUCUGGUCACCAUGUCUUACAGCCUAUCGAUGAUUCCGGAUUACUACUCCGUUGUUGACUCUAUUGGCUCCCUCCUGUCGCCCUCUGGUGUUUUCGGUGUUGUUGAUUUCUACGUUCAGAACCAAUCCGACUUUUCCUUCCGAAAUUACACUGCCGGAUACAUCGACCGCCAUGUCAAUGCCCUAUCACGCAUGUUCUGGCGUGCCUGGUUUGACCUUGACCGCGUCGCGCUGGAGUCUGGACGACGCGACUACCUCGAGUACAAGUACGGUACCAUUCUCAACCUCAACGCUCGAAAUCGCAGCCUGGGAUACAUUCCGUACUAUGUCUGGGUUGGAUGCCAAAAGAAGCCCUUCUCCAAGACUGCGCUGCCGCACGAAAUCCUCGAGCGAAUUGACGCGUAUGCUACCGAGUCGCCGUACCUCUACCCAGUGAAUCAAGGCGAUGCCCUUACCCGCGCCAUUGAGAGGUCUGCUCCCGAGAUCCGCUCCAAGGCCUUCCUCACUGCCGUUCAGAAUCUUUCUGCCAACUUGCCUCUGCCCGCCUUCUUCUACCAGAACCACCACUGGCGUAUCUACUACGAUGAUCAGCUCCAGAAGCACAAGCAGUUCAACGAUGAAUACAUUUAUGCCUUCACCUGGGAGGAUGCCCGUGUCGAUGAGCGCAUUCUGAAGCUUGGCCCGGAUGACAAGGUCCUUGCCAUUACUUCCGCUGGUGACAACAUCCUGUCUUACCUGGCUCAGGGCCCUGCUCGUGUUCACGCUGUCGAUCUCAAUCCUACCCAGAACCAUCUCCUCGAGCUCAAGGCUGCCGCUUAUACUGCGCUCCCGUAUGAGGACUUUUGGAAGAUAUUUGGUGAGGGCAAGCACCCUGAGUUUCGCACGCUUCUUAUCACCAAGCUUUCUCCCCAUCUGUCUAGCCGCGCCUUUCAGUACUGGCUCAAGAAUGUCCACGUUUUUCAGAGCACCUAUGGUCUUUACGACACUGGUGGCUCUCGCCACGCGAUCCGCGCCAUGCGUUGGAUUUCUCGCCUCUUUGGUAUCCGGGGAGCUGUCAAACAGGUUCUCGCCGCAAAGACUCUGAAUGAGCAGCGUGAGAUAUGGAGAAACAAGAUCCGCCCUGCUCUCCUGUCCAAGCUCGUGUCCAACCUUGUGGUUGCCCAGGAAAGCUUUCUCUGGACCGCACUUGGUGUUCCCAAAAACCAGCUUGCCAUGAUUGAAAAUGACCAUGCCGAGUCCGACCUCGUCAAGGGUCCGAACCCCAAGGCCAAGAACACCCGCUCACAUGCCAUCUGGCACUACAUGGUCAACACCCUUGACCCUGUCGCCGAGGAUACUCAUAUUGGCGCCGACAACCCUUACUACUAUGUGUGUCUCGAUGGCCAGUUUACUCCAAAGUGCCACCUUCGCUACCUUGAUCAAGAGGUUCAUGCCAAACUCUCACGCCCUGGCGCUCUGGAUGGCCUUCGCAUCCAUACUGAUGAGCUCGAGGAGGUGAUUGCUCGCAUCAUGCCUGGGACCCUUACCGUGGCCGUUGUCAUGGACAGUAUGGAUUGGUUCGAUCCCGGCUCCGAGGCUGCCAACAAGCAGGUCACGAAGCUUAACCGCGCUCUCGCUAUCGGCGGUCGCGUGAUGCUGCGUUCUUCGGCUCUGGAGCCUUGGUACCUCAAGGUCUUUGAAGCCCACGGCUUCGUCCCCAAGUGCCACGGUGGCCGCCGCGACGGUGCAUGCAUUGAUCGCGUCAACAUGUAUGCCAGCUGCUGGAUAUGCACCAAGGUUGACCACCUUCGUCCUCCCACUCCUGAGCUGGAGCGCGUCAACAGCCACGAAAUUACGAGCCUCGAGAUCUGA
Messenger RNA from Beauveria bassiana ARSEF 2860, 2541 nucleotides. RefSeq names its product S-adenosylmethionine:diacylglycerol 3-amino-3-carboxypropyl transferase btaA. Lineage: Eukaryota; Fungi; Ascomycota; Sordariomycetes; Hypocreales; Cordycipitaceae. Bases 1 to 2541 code for a protein of 846 amino acids. The transcript is spliced from 4 exons. The record is from RefSeq and is a predicted model, not a curated record.